Messenger RNA from Lynx canadensis (Canada lynx), 1332 nucleotides. It is a transcript of the gene HSD17B1, whose product is annotated as hydroxysteroid 17-beta dehydrogenase 1. Gene Ontology annotation, cellular component: cytoplasm. Gene Ontology annotation, biological process: estrogen biosynthetic process. The coding region runs from base 250 to 1314 and encodes 354 amino acids. Gene Ontology annotation, molecular function: estradiol 17-beta-dehydrogenase [NAD(P)+] activity. Lineage: Eukaryota; Metazoa; Chordata; Mammalia; Carnivora; Felidae. The transcript is spliced from 5 exons. The record is from RefSeq and is a predicted model, not a curated record.
GCUUGCAAACUUUGCCCUCCCUCUGGCCAGUAGCUGAAGAAGGGGUAUGCCCAGGAGUGGCCUCAGCUCUGCUUUGACCAAGAUAAAGGGUGGGGAGAGCAGGCCCCAGACUGGCGGGAGGGCUCAGCCUUGAGAUUAUGCUGGAGACACAACAAGGGGUGGGCAUGCCCUAGGCGGGUCAGAGCAGGGGCUCUCGAGCUCAGAGACCCAAGCCUUGCAUUCCCGGCGCCCCUCCGAGCUCCUCUCCCCAUGGACCGCACUGUGGUGCUCAUCACGGGCUGCUCCUCCGGCAUCGGCCUGCACCUGGCUCUGCGUCUGGCAUCCGACCCCUCCCGCAGAUUCAAAGAUCCUUGUCUUCUCCCUGAACCUCCAGUGUAUGCCACGCUGCGGGACCUGAGGGCGCAGGGCCCGCUGCGGGAGGCGGCCCAGUCCCGAGGGUGCCCUCCUGGCUCCCUGGAGAUGUUGCAGCUGGAUGUGAGGGACGCAGAUUCCGUGGCCGCUGCCCGGGCACGCGUGACCGAGGGCCGCGUGGACGUGCUGGUGUGUAAUGCGGGCCGGGGCCUGCUCGGGCCGCUGGAGGUGCAGGAGGCUGGCGCCGUCGGGUCUGUGCUGGACGUGAACGUGGCAGGGACGGUGCGGACACUGCAGGCCUUCCUGCCGGACAUGAAGCGCCGCCGCUCGGGACGCGUAUUGGUGACGGGGAGCAUGGGUGGCUUGAUGGGUGCGUGGAAUGGGGCAGGGCCAGCGGGAGGGGUGGGGCCUGGUGACAGUGCCAGGGGCUACAGUGGGCUCCGGGCGCCUCCAAAAGCUUCAUCUCCCCUGGAAGGGCUGCCAUUCAACGCCGUUUACUGCGCCAGCAAGUUUGCGAUCGAAGGUCUAUGCGAGAGUUUGGCGGUUCUGCUGCCGCCCUUCGGGGUCCACGUGAGCCUCAUCGAGUGCGGCCCGGUGCGCACCGCUUUCCAGGAGAAGCUGGAGGGCGGCCCGGGCGGAGCGCUGGACGGCGCGGACGCCGAGACCCGCGACCUCUUCUCCCGCUACCAGCGCCAUUUGGAGCGGAUCUUCCACGAGGCGGCGCAGGACCCGGAGGAGGUGACCGAGGUCUUCCUCGCCGCGCUGCGCGCCCCGCGCCCCGCGCUACGCUACUUCAGCACGGAGCGCUUCCUGCCCCUGGUGCGCAUGCGUCUCACCGAUCCCAGCGGCCGCAGCUACGUCGCCGCCAUGCACCGCGCGGUGUUCGCCGAAGAGCCCGCCGAGGAGUCCGCUGCCGACCUGGGCGGCCCCGCGCUCGGCGCUCCUCCCGCCGCCCCGCAAUAAAGGCUUGGCCCGCCGCUG